AUGGGUUCAAGAAUGUACCAGUUGCUGCUGCUGGGCAUAUUCAUUGUGCUCUUCAUGGAUGAAGAUAUUCGAAAUUGCUAUGUCUGUGAUUACUUUGAUGGAUAUCAAUGCCGUGGAACCAUGAAAGCUUGUUGGAAGUUUAAUGUGCUAAUACAGAACAGGACCUGUACAACAGAUCACUACUACUUUAGUGAUCGUAAUACAGGAAGAUAUUUGUAUCGUUAUACAAAGCUAUCCUGUCGGUCUUGUGAGGCAGGAAUGUUCCAGGCGUUCCAUGAUCUCCUGAGAGAAACAUUUUGUUGCACUAAUGAUGACAUGUGUAAUGAUGGCAGACAAAAUGAAGACUUUGGAGUUUUCAUUGACCCAGAUGAUGCAGAAGUUUAA
Echinops telfairi (small Madagascar hedgehog) is the source of this 384-nucleotide messenger RNA. Its product is annotated as prostate and testis expressed protein 13-like. NCBI's taxonomy places the organism in Eukaryota, Metazoa, Chordata, Mammalia, Afrosoricida, Tenrecidae. The transcript has 3 exons. The record is from RefSeq and is a predicted model, not a curated record. Bases 1 to 384 code for a protein of 127 amino acids.